GCACGCAUGCGCGUGACUCGAAACAGCGGGCAAGAAAGGAAGGUGACAUUUUGUUGACGGUCCGCUUUGUGCGUGUUUUUGUUAAAAUGUCGGCUGUGGGGAGGACAGUGAGUGUCCUCAGAGCAGGAGCUCGGCUCGCCACACGCGGCCCUCAGCACGCUUUCAUCCGGAAGGCAGGAGGAGGUCCACACAUCGUGCCUCAGUACCGUCAGCCUCCUCAGAUCACUAAACACCAGAAGUUCCGCUCCGAGCUUCUCAGUGGCUUCAUGUGGUUCUGGAUCCUGUGGCACUCCUGGCACAACUCGGACGCCGUCCUCGGUCAUUUUCCAUGGCCGGAUACAGAUGCCUGGACCAAUGAGGAGUUGGGAAUUCCACCUGAUGAUGAGUGACCUCAUCAUCGGACACCAGUGCUGAGUGGAGUGUGUGAGUGAGACCUCCACCGUUAUUAAACUCCUCCUGAGUUCCUGCUGUACAGAGACUCGUGUAGUCUGGAUGGAUUUCCCAUACACGUCUAUUUAAAAAUAAAUAAACCAUAAAAAGAAACAAACCGUGGACGAGUCGCUUCUCCUGUGGACUUCUGUUUCGUUUUAUUUCCUCAGUAUGGACGCAGAGCACUGACGACGUCCCAUCAUGCACCAGUGAGGAUUAGCGUCCAUAAGGAUGUACAGAAAUCCCAUCAGGCACCUCUUAAGACCCUUUUUGUGUCACAUGACCACAGAUGUCACCAAUAAGUAGCAGAUUUAUUAUUUUUGUUUUUAUUAUGAAAAGUGGCCUGAGAUUUAUUUCUGUUCCAUACACACAAGUUUUGACACCCCUGCUUUUCUCAGCACACGUCACGAGUCUAAACAUCUGUCUGAACACAAGGUUUUGUGUUUUUAAAUCCAGAGGGCCAUUAGGUGGGAUUUAUGCUGAUGGAAAAAAAAAGUGUGUAAAACUGAGGGCUGAAGAUGCAGUGAUUUUCAGGAUGUUGUAUAUCUCCUCCUCUUCCUGUCUUAUCUGUGAUUUGGUCUAAAUAUCUCAUUUCUCCGUCAACUUUACUUGUAUUUGGAUCGUUUGACUCUUCUCACCGGUGAGAGUCGACUCCUAACCGACUCAGUCAUUUAAUUCAAAACUGGAGAAAGUUUUCUGAAAUUAAUAAUGAGCAAUACUAAUAAUUAACGUUGAUGUAAGCCACAUAUUUCAGGUCUGUAUCCGUUUGGAAAGAACAAAAACGCUUAUUUGAUGUAAUUAAUGAAAGAAAGCACACAAUUGUGCCGUGAUGCUGAAUAGGACCGUUCCUGUGGAAAUGUUUUGUUUAAAUUGCACUAGUUGUGUACAAGCACAAAUAAUGAGAAGAAAAUAAAAGAUACAAUACUA
This is a messenger RNA of Neoarius graeffei (lesser salmon catfish), 1356 nucleotides long. It is a transcript of the gene ndufb2, whose product is annotated as NADH:ubiquinone oxidoreductase subunit B2. The record is from RefSeq and is a predicted model, not a curated record. The coding region runs from base 87 to 389 and encodes 100 amino acids. Gene Ontology annotation, cellular component: mitochondrial inner membrane. NCBI's taxonomy places the organism in Eukaryota, Metazoa, Chordata, Actinopteri, Siluriformes, Ariidae. The transcript has 4 exons.